Messenger RNA from Phlebotomus argentipes, 608 nucleotides. Its product is annotated as vacuolar ATPase assembly integral membrane protein VMA21. NCBI's taxonomy places the organism in Eukaryota, Metazoa, Arthropoda, Insecta, Diptera, Psychodidae. Gene Ontology annotation, molecular function: G protein-coupled peptide receptor activity. The transcript is spliced from 2 exons. The record is from RefSeq and is a predicted model, not a curated record. The coding region runs from base 85 to 450 and encodes 121 amino acids. Gene Ontology annotation, cellular component: endoplasmic reticulum membrane. Gene Ontology annotation, biological process: vacuolar proton-transporting V-type ATPase complex assembly.
CAAGCAGUGACAGCAAAACACGGGCCUUUGUUUACAUUUUUGUCGCGUGAAAAAAGAGGAGUUUCCCGGCUUUUCCCUGAUAAAAUGGCGUUCGAAAGUGUGGGAAAGGAUUCACUGAAUGUGGAGCAGCUGCAGCAGGAGCAGGAAGAAGAGGAGCCUCUGAGUCCCGAGGAGGAGGCGAAGCGCAACCGGGAAACAUCAAUGGCCCUCUUGACAUUAUUCUUCUUCAGUGUCCUCAUGUUCACCCUGCCCUUCGGUGCUUUUUAUGGCAUGCGAGAUUUGCUGGAGAAUCGCUUUCACAUUGAGGGAUUUGAGAACACGUGCUGGUCAGUUCUGGCCGCUGUAAUCACGGUCAAUUUCGUGAUUGUGAUGUUCGUCUAUGUGGCGUACAGAGACACCACCAAGGAGAUCUCACAGCUGGCCAAGAAGGAGGAGAAGAAGCGAAAGUAGCACAACACGAAAUGUUAUAUACUUUUAUUGUCACCUCAUUUGUAAUUCCAUUUAGCGCGAUAGAAUUAAAUUUCUACGGUAGGAUACAGCUUAAUUGUCUCUCAAAAUUCCCAACGAGACGAGAAAAAUGAGCAGUGAUUGCUGAGGAAACGCCCAAG